Molecule: messenger RNA, 1812 nt
Organism: Naegleria fowleri
Lineage: Eukaryota; Heterolobosea; Eutetramitea; Acrasida; Naegleriidae
Exons: 1
Coding region: 1-1812 (603 amino acids)
Source: RefSeq, a predicted model, not a curated record
AUGACUCAUUUGAAUCAUCCCUUCAUACCCAUUGGUCUCUCUUGUUCCAACACUCACUGGAUCGUCGAGACAGAACAGAGAACUCUUGAAGGAGGUGGACAAAAUACAUCUGGUGAGUUAGGUCUUGGUCAUGAGCAACCUCUUCCUUGUUUGACUCGGACCACUCAAAUUCCACUACCUUUUGAAUGGAACGAGCAAGAUAGAGUGAAGGUUUUUGUUGGACCUGAAUGCACCAUUCUUGUGCAUGAUCCAUGCGAAUCAGUGGUGGUGAGAAAUUCACAAACUUUCAAUCUUUCGAUGAUGAAUAAUCAUGCCACCACCAUCACCAUCACUCUGGAAGAUUGGAUCAUUUCAAGAAUGAUUCCAAUUUCACAUGAGAUCAUUUCUGAGUCUUCUUCUCUCCAUUGUGACAAUCCCCAUGAAUGGAGAAUUUUCCAUCCACUUGUUGAAAAGUGUUCUCCCGAUAUGAGUAGUGUAUUGAAACGAGAAGAAUUUCUUUCCUUAUUGAAUCCUCAAGAAAAGGACUGGAUUCAACUUUUUGUGAGCAUGUUCAUCAGGAUGAACAGUGACAUCCUAUUAAUGAAUGAUGAUCAUGGUUUUCAUAAGGAUGAUCACGAGAAUGAAGAGGACGAUAAGGGGAGUGAUGUUGUUCAUCUUUAUCAUUCUUUCUUUACGAACUAUUUCCAAGCCUCUCUCAGAAAGGUUCAAUUCUAUGUCUUUCUCCUCUUCUUCCUUAAUGAUGUGAAUGAUAUUGGAGUGUGGUUUAAAAAACAUUGUUUUGAGACUCUCUCGGAAAUGUUGGAAACAUCCAAUGUGUUCGAUAUUGUUCAACAAAUAUCCAAUUACUUGUCGGCUAAUGUGUUGACCAACUCCUCAAAAAGGAGUGUUCUCAUGCUUGCAGUUAGGAAGUGUUUGGCCUUCAUGAAAGGCCAAUGGAACAAUAUGAAACAUUCGAUACAUGAUGACGAGAGACGGAUGAAACUUGAAAAGAGAAUUCAGACCUCCAAGAAGGGCUUUUGUGAGAUUGUUUUGGAUUGGAGAGAGAAUGACUUUAUGAAGAAGAACCAAUAUGAUUCUUCAAAAUUAUUGGCUUCUCUGUUUAAUGAUAUCACUAGUAGUGACCUUAAAUGCUCGAUAGGGGACUCGAGCGAAAGUGCUUGCAUUAUUCAUGUGCAUAAACAUGUAAUUUCUGCAUUGAGUCCAGUACUUCGAGUUCUCUAUGAAAAUGAUGCAUUUUCAGACACUUCUUCCUCGAAAGACACUCCCUUCGAUAUUUAUGGAUUUGUUAGAGACUCGAAAGACAGCGAAGAGCAACAAGAAUUGAAAAGAAAGGCUUUAUUGAUAGUAUUGAAGUCAUGCUAUUCAAACGUUGAGGACUUGACCUCUUCUCACAUGAAUGUUGAUUUGUUAUUUCAGAUAAUCCUCAUUUCUCUUCAAUUUCAAAUGGAAUGGCUCACUCUAUUUUGUUGUCAGAUUUUGCUCCAACAUGUCACUCCUAGCAAUUACAAAUCCAUUCUUAUUUUUGCUUCACAAUUUGAUGAUGUUGAAUCAUGUCAAUACUUAAUUGAAUAUUUGAUCACGUAUGGACUCAAAUAUAUUGCUCCCUCUGAAUUGGCAUGUCAUUGCAAAGACCUCCCUCUUCUCUUGAGCUCUCGGCUUACUUCUCUCCAAGAGUCAAUAUUCGGAAAGGGAAUGGUGAAUUGGAACCUCAAUACUGACAGCCCUCCUCCUCCAUUACCCAAAGAACAGGAUCUUUAUCUUCGAGCAGUUCUAUUCCAAGUUGCUUCUGAAAAAAGCUCUUUCCGAAGAUGA